This is a messenger RNA of Vitrella brassicaformis, 8970 nucleotides long. The record is from the annotation of a GenBank genome assembly. NCBI's taxonomy places the organism in Eukaryota, Vitrellaceae.
GGAGUUGUCAGAGUAUGAGGUGGACGAGAGGUCAUCAGAUUGCGGGCUACAUUUUAGAUCCGGAUCAGAGGGACGCUACAUUGUCGCGCAGUGCCUCGCCUAGCUGUCUGUCUGUCUGUCUGUCUGUCUGUGUCUUGCUGGCUGUGUCGGUGUGCAUGUCGGCCAUCCAUCGAUCGACCCAGACAGACCCCUUAUAUAACCGACGAGAGUCGACAGACAAUCGAGUCAGUCCAUCCAAUACCACACAGUGAGUGACAGGCAGAGAGAUAAAGGACUGAACACACAGCUUCCUUCCCCCUGCCACUCACUGUUCUGCACAGACAGACACACGCAUCUCGCCGCCACACACACCCCACAGUCACAGCUGCUGGUAGAACUCCACUGCUGCCUGGGUGGAGCUGUUGCUCAGAUACUCAUACACCGCCUGAAUGGACAUAUGGAGGGAUCCACAGAAACCCGCCACACCGACCGCACCGAUUAACAUAAGCACGCUCGCGGCUGCCGUCAUUGCGGGCAGUCAGGAUCUUACUCACUCUGUGUUGUUGGGGGUUCUCCUUCAGCUUUGGGGCCAGCUGCUGCAGCAGCAACCGAACCUGGAUGUCAUGUGAGUGAUAUAUGUGGGGUGCAACACACACACACACACACACGACAAUGCGCACAACGGCGGGAAGGAGUCCAGUGAGUGAGUUGGGUCCAUCCAUCCAUCCAUCUCGCACUUCACCGACUCACUUAGUUACCUGCUGUUUGGUGUUCUCAUCGAUGUCCGCCUUGUCAUUGAACAGCUCACACACGGCGAUCUGACGAUCCACACACCCUCGAGCAGCCAACUAUAUUGCCGUGUGAUGUAUAUAUGUUCACAGACCUACUUACCUUAGCGAGGUCGUGCAGGUGCGGCUGCAGGUGGGCCUGCGUCUGGGGCGUGUGGAACAGAUACAAUAGGCACUGUGAGUGAGACCGACCCGCACACACGCACACACAGAGAGAUGGAUGGAGCCAUGUGUGUCAUGCACGAGAUUGCCGUGUGGCCAUUUUUGCCUUGAGGACGAUAGAGCACUCAUCCGCGUCGACUCGCAGCGGCAGCACACGGCACAGGCCAACCAGCAACUGAUACACGAAAGGGAAAUGGUGGGUGGACGGCACACAACUCACUCACACAACCCCACGACACAUAUAUCUCUUUGGUCUAUCUGUAGGGUCACACAGGGGGAGGGAGAUAGAUACAGACAGACAGACAGACCUGUGGGAUGGGCAGCGCGUCGACCUUGACCCUGAGAAUGAUCCUGCAGACCGCCGCGGCCGCGUUGUCCACACUCGCCGCCUCCACGUCGUCAUACUCCUGGUGGACUCCACUCAUACACACAACAUGGAUGAAUGGAUGGGGACCCGCCUUGUCGGGGUGUGUGGUGGUGGCUGUGUGGACACGUACCUCUGCGUCAGUGUUGGUCUGUUCGUUGGCGAAGAAGGGCUGCAGCAGCUGCAGGAUGGGCAUGAUCUGCUGCUCCAGCGUCGCCACACCCUCCCCCACCUACAUCCAUCCCCCCACCCACCACCUCUCCAGCCAGACACCAUACCCUCAGGCAGCCAGGUGUGUACCGUACCUCGUAGAGGACGCCCAGCGUGAAGACGGCGUUUCUUCUGAGGUCCCAGUCCUCGUCCUGCUGCACGCCCUGCACCACAUGCGGCAGCACCUGGUCCACAUAACGCGCUGCCGAACCACCCAUCGCCUGAAUUACGUCGCCGAAGCACCCGAGACCAAUCGUCCUGCAAAGUGCAUCCAUCAUGACAGACAGACACCACAGCGGUACGGUGGACACAGCACAACACAGCACAGCACAGCACGCCCUCUAGCUAGUCGCCCGAGCGUGUUACUUGUAGACUUUGGAUCGUUUGUGUGCGGCGAGUCUGAGGAUGAGUGGGUGGAGCUGCUCGUAGAGGGGCUGGAAGGAGCUGCCGAUGGCCUUGGCGAUGGCGCCCACGAGUGUGGAGAGGCUCUCGAAGAGCUCCUCCUCGGCUGUGCGGGACUCCUCAUCCUGCACGCAGGCAGAGAGACAGAGAGGAAGUGCAGCAACCUGAGAGUUGUGGUGUGGUGGUGGUGGUGGUGACGAUGGACCUACCUGAUCGAGGUCAUCGUCGGAGUCCUGGCAGGGGUGCUUGCACUGGAGCAGCUCACUGCACACCGACAGCAGAUCUGAACACACACACGGAGCAACAUGCGAGUCGAGUGCCGAUCACCUCACCGACCCACCACACAGACAGACCUUUGUAGAUGCCUUCGACCAUGGCCGGCCCCAGGAUCUCGCACAGCUCUGAUGUCACUGCACACGACACGAAUGACCGACAGACAGACACCAUGGAUGGAUGGAUGGACACCGUUCUCCGUCCGCCUACAAACCAUCCAAUGCGGCAGACACAACGGCCUUCUCAUCACUCUGCACACACACAGCCAACCAACCAACCAACCACACAUUCACCAACAAGACAGACACCCCACCCCCACCACUCCAUGUAGGCACCUCCUUGACGUUCUUCCACACGAAAGGCCACAGCUUGCUCAGCCCGUCCUGGCAGUUCUGGGUGAGCGGCGACUGGCAGGGCAGCCCCGGCUUCCACUGGGAGACCUCCGACUUCCUCACCUGCCCCUCCCCUGUGGUACCGCUCUUGGCCGGGGGGGUGAACCAGGGGGGCGGCUGGGUGCGGUGGAUGUUCAGGAUGAUGGCCUCGGCGAGAUUCAACGCCUGCGGGGUGGGGUGGGCAUGAGAGAGGGGUGGCUUGGUUGGUUGGCAUGGGGGCGGGGCGGGGGUGGAGUGUUUGCCUUGCCUUGCCAACCCACCCGUUGCCGUAUCGAUGAGUGGAAGUGGCAGUGGAGCUUCUCGACUAUCAGCACCAAGCUGCAUGGCAUACCAUGCACACACACGAACGUACAGAAGCCAAUUAAAUAAGGGCACGGUGUGCACAGAUGUGAUCGUGUCGGGUCGCCCGCCCGCCCGCCCGCUCAGUCUGAAGGGCUGUGUGGAUUGGGUCACUGGCCACCCCACCGACCGACCUAUCUAGGAUAAGAUUAUCUACUUACCUGUUGAGGUGUUGGUGCAUGUGUGGCCCGAGGGCGUCAGUGAAGACCUGCAGCCCGUACACUGCCGACUCAACCUCAUCCAAGUAACCUAACCCACACACACACACACAAACCCACACACCGACCGCUGUUUCCCCGCACCCCCCCACCUCCCCUCACACCGGUUCUGAUGGAGAUGCCGGCGAUCCGUCUCUCGUCCUCCUCGUCCUCCUCAUCAUCAAAACCUGACAAUGGAUCUGACACAACACCGUCCACACCACACACGGCCUGGUGGGUGUCGUUGAGCCGCUAUGAUAUGCUGGCCGUCUGUCUGACCGUGUUCAUCUUGGUGUGUGAAGGUCUCAAACUUGUCAGACAUGGCCGUCUCUACCAGAGAGGGGAAGACAUCCUAAGCACACACACACACACACACAGAGAGAGAGAGAGGCAUGUGUGUCGCCAUGUAGCACGAUUGGGUAACGUGUUUGCUCUGUUUUAAGCAGUGGGCCAACUGACGACUGACGUUAAGGUAUGGUGCGAAUGCUUCCCGCAUUGAGAAGGCCAGACAGGCGAAGAAGCGGAAAGAGUUCUCACGCAGAGCGUGGUCGGAUAUCUCACUCAAACCCUGCACCACACACACACAUAUCCACAACCAUGCCCACCCGGCUCCCUCGUCAAACACUGCACACACCUGUUUGACGAGUGGGUAGAAGACGGGCAGAAACGGCGCGAAAGCUUCUGGCCCGAUGGCCUGUGCGAUGGCGCCCACACAGUCGGUGGCCUUGGCACGGAGCGCAACAAAGGGGGAGCCCUCCUCAGUCGACGCUGAGUGAGUGAGGCACGGCACGCACAGACGACGACACGAUCCCUCCCUCCACGAGUGGAUAGAUGUUCGUUCGUUGUGCGGUCGUUGUGGUUUGUGUGGGUGUGAGAGAGUAUUUACUUGUGUUUGUGAUUUUGACGACGGGCUCCAGGUGCACCAAGACCUCCUGGCUGUAGGGGGCAAACUGAGGCAGGGAGGGGGGACGAGUGAUUGUGGUUACCUUUGUUCUGGUCAGUGGUGCGUUGUGUUUACGGUUUUUUGUGCCGAUCCUGCGAGAGACGAGAUGACGUUGAUGCAGCUCUCCUUGAGCAAUGUCAGCCUGAACGAGUCGUCGGCCUUGGUCUGAGCCAGCACUGCACACACACCCCCACCCCUCCCUCAGAUGGAUGGAUGCUCUGUCUGUCUGUCUGUCUGUGUCCUGUAUUUACGUACGUGUCAUGAGGGUGGCCAUGAUCUUGGGCAGCACGUGAGGCACAUAGGCCGCAAGCUGGUCCUCCUCAAGAUGGUCUAUCAACACCAUCAGGGCUGAACCCACCAAACAUCCCAACAGAAAGACACACAGACAGACGUGUGCUGGAGGGAGGGAGGGAGGGAGGGAGGGGGAUUCCCAUAUAUGUUUCCUUGGCACCGUAUGUAUUGUACCGUAUAGCACUUUCUCCUGGACGACGAUCGAGCCGCUGUUGGCCUCGAGUGUGUGCAGCACCACGUCCAUGACCUGCUUAUACCGCUUCAAUAUCUCCGGCUGCAGGUACUCUGAGAGCCCCUUGGUUGGUUGAACACACACACACACGGACACACACACAUGGAGAUGGACACCAAUCACGAUAAUGUGUGUGUGCAGGUGUCUGUCUGUCUGUCUGUCUGUGUCUGUGUGUAUCUUUGCUCCGCACCAAUGAACUGGCCGAUGCACGUCGCUGCGCCCACACGAACUAGUGCCUGGGGGUCCUCAAAAGCCCUGAUGAUUGACACAGACGGUUGUGUGUGUGUUGAUGUGUGUGUGUGUGUGUCACUUGAGGGCGAAGGGCAGCAGCUGGUCGAGCUGCCUCCUCAUGGUCUCGGCACACCCCUCAGACAAUAUCCCAAGCAGAGUCAUCGCUGACACACACACACACACACACACAAACGGCGACUGCCCUGUCCUUCCCUGUGUCUGUCUGUCUAUGUCGUCAUGUCAUCGAUACCCACCUGCUUUUCUCUGGUUGGGGUGGGUGGACUGGCUGUACUGCCCGAUGCCCUCUAUGGCCACGUUGAAGACCUGCGUGCCCGGCAGCGACAGAGCCACCGUGUCCAGGGUCGACGCCGCCAACGUCGAGGGACUCUCCUCCUCUACACACACACACACAUAUAUACCUGUGCAUGUGUGUGGUUCCAUUCCAGCGUGGCAUAAAUGCAUCGAGCUUAGUUACCUUCUUCGUCAUGCUCAUCGGGCUCGGCUGCCAUGGGUAGGAUCACGUUGAGGAUGGCAGGCAGCAGCUGGUUGCGCGUUACCACUGCAGACGACAGACGACCACACACACGUACAGUACAGGACGCUGUGUGGUGUGGUGGUGUGGCCUGGCCCGCCAAGCCCUCUCACACCGCAACGCAGCGCACCUUUUGGUUUGUUCUUGCACACCCAAUGCAGGAAGGUCAGGGCCUGGCUGCGGGUGCCCGUCUGCAAAUCUGACAGACAAUCACAAGCAGAAAAUGUUCAAAAACUGUCACGCGGAUGCUGUCUGUCUGUCUGUCUAUCUGUCUGUCUGCUUGUCGGUCUGUCUCUUGUUGUCGGCUCACGCGUGUUAGCGGCGAUGUGGAGCAUGAACUUGACAAUGUCCGGCAGGUCUUGAGCCGAGAAGACCACAUUGCACUCAACCUGUGUCGGGUCGACCCAUCCACACACACCGCACAUACAAACAUACAGAGUCUGUCUGCCGGUGGCCGUGCUCACCAGAUCGUCGAAUAUUUCGAUUGCCAGCACAGCGGUGUCUUCAUGGCCCUGCUGCAGAGCGGCCUCGACGACCCGCACCAGAGGGCCGAUGAGUGUCUUGAAGGCCGUGGCCUGCUCCUCGGUCUCGACAAUCUGCGUCAAUGACGACACAGCCUUGACCGCCGCUAUCCGCACCUUCAUGCUGCUCGCGUCAUUCAGACCUGCGCCACAUAAGGAGAGAGGGAGAGAGAGGAAGAGGAGCAUCAUUAAGUCCAUCGUGUGUGGGUGUGGUAUAUGCAGGUCAGCUGACUUCUGACUGACCCUUGUUGAAGACAACCACAAAUUGGUUGAAGUAGUUGGCGAUGUUGGUCUCCAUGUUGUCGAUGACGCUGCCAAACACCAUCAUGGCCACCUCCCGCGGCCCCUCCUCGCCGCUCUCCAUGCACUGGUUCAAAAAGUUGAGCAGCUCCGCCCCCCACUCGCCAUAAUCCACCCUGGCCACCGCACUCACCACAUGCGCUAUCGCCACGCGCACCAAGUGGCUGUCCUCCUUGACAAUCCGCUCCAGCAACGUCGCCUUGAUCUGGCUCUGCGUCGCAUUGUCGAGGCGGCCCAGGUUGGUUGCGAUCUUCUUGCGCAUGAGCACUGCGGCCAGCUGCCGAAUGUUGGGAUUGGGGUGGGUGGUGACGAUGCGCAGGAGGUCGACGCAGAAGGGUGCAUGCUUCAGCCGCGCCUUGAGCUCUUCGGUGGCUUGGGCGACGCUGCGCGCAUCGAGGAUGCCUUGGAGCAGAUCUUCCGGCGAGGCCGAUGCCAGCGGGCCGGCCACCAUCGCACACGCGCAAUCGGGCUUCGGGAUGAGGAAAUGAAGAAGGGGCGCGCUUCUGAUUGCGAGCUGAGCUUGCAGACAACUCGACAAAUUUGGUCGAAACCAUUGCUUGGAACAAAAGCUCGUCUCAUCUCAUGGGGUCUGUGAUGGUCUUUGACACACACACAUACACAUACACACACACGCAGGUAUGUAUACGAAGGCAUACUAAAAAAGGCCAGCCAAGAUUGUCGAUACCAUGUCAGUCAUGGUACCUUCCUCGCCUCCCUGAAGGAUGGAUGCCUCCUCGGUUGCUCACUGCACAUGUCAUGUCACAUGUCACAUGUCCCUCCCUGUUCACUCACAUCACCCACCCACCCACCCAACCAACCUGCCCUGUCUGUCACUCACUCACUGGUCAGGCAUACGAUAGAUACGGUAGCAGUUGUGGAUGGAUGGAUGGAGGGGUGGAUGGGUGAUGGCACUACUAGUGACUGAGUGAUAUGACAAUAAUAUAUUGACUGACUGACUGACUGACUCACACACAUCGAAUCGAUGGGCUCAUUCACUGACUGACUGACUGACUGAAACACUCCUGCGUGCCGUGCACGUACAUGCAAUGCAUCGGAUCCACACACAUGUAAGUACAUGUGUGUGUGUGUGUAUACGAAGGUAGGUAGACCGACCUGAAUGACGAUCAACACCAGCCUCACGCACUGUCUGUCCCACUCUUCUCCACUGCCCACACACAGCACAGCAGUCAGUAAAUGAGGUGUGUGUGGGUUAUGUAUGUUAUCCAGCUGGGCAUCCAUGCAAUCAAUAUAAAGUCGAGGGCGUUUGACCCAAGGCAGGCAGGCAGGCAGGCAGUUGCACGCAUCCAUCGACAUGCAUGACAUCGACUAGGGGGCAUUGGUUCGUACUGUAUGUAUGUGUGUACGGAUGAGGCGCGGCGCACCGCACACGACGCGCGUAGCCAAAAGCGGCCGGCCGACACCCUAUCUAUCAUAUGACUGACACCAAAUCAUCGUGUAGACAUGUCUGCCAGAAAGGCCCUCAACCGAAGAGUCAGACAGGCCUUCUCCAAAAGCACUUGAUUGAGUUGGACAAACACGUGUACGGCCGUCGCUUCACAGUUGGCCACGUCACGAGCUGCUCGAUAACAACGACACCGAGUUUUUUCGAUCCCGGUGUCGUUGCAGUCAGGCAGCUCGCAACGGAAACCGACCUUGAAGCAAGCAGCGACCACGCAAUAUGUUCAUCCGGUACAUAUGAUGUUGGGUAGCCUCGCAGUGCCGCUGCCGUCUCCCGUCCCUCUCUUGAUGGACCUUCAUGCACACCUGCGUACUCUUUGUCUCACCUGGGGUGCCGGCGAGGCGAUGAGUGACAAGCAGGCAGGCAGGAAAGGCCCAUCAUGAGUGGAGUGGGGGAGAAAGGCGAAAAUGGCAAGGCGUAUGUAUGUCCGUGCUACGUACGUUGCUGUAGGGUCCCUCCCUCCCCCUCCUCCCUCCAUCCCUGUUGUUCCAUCUGAGCGAGCAGAGGAAAGAAGAAUACGCCUUCGUAGAGUCAGUCAGCUCAGGCCUCUGCCUCCCUUGUGUGCCAGAGUGGUCCGGUGAGUGUGAGUGUGAGUGUGAGUGUGAGAGAGUGUCAGUCCGUCCGUCAGGUCUGUGAGAGUGUGAGUGUGCAAGAGGCCAGUCGGGUCAGUCAGUCAGAUCUGUGUGCGCGCAUGUGUGUGUGCACGUGUGGACAGACACCAAUUCUCUGCUCUGACAGCUCAGCUCAGGCAGGUGAGUGGGAAGAAUAACAUAGGGGGGAAGCAGGAAGACUGUGUAGUGUAUGUGGCUGGCUGGCUGGCUGGCUGACAACCGUCCCUCGUGUGUGUGCGUGUGCGGAUGGGAUGGCUGCAUGCAUGAUUGAGUGCGUGCGUUGCCCUUCUCAUCUCUCCCAGCGAUCGAUCCAAUCCACAGACAUGCUUGCUUGAGAAAACAGUUGGUUGCUUGUCGGUCGGUUCACCAGAGACACACGGAUCAUUCCUCAUCCCUCAGUAUGAGAAAGGAGAUACACCAAAGACAGACAGAUAGACAGAUAGAUAGACAGACGGACGGAUAGACAGACAGAUGACUGACGGCAUCCCGGCAUGUGCGUGUGUGGUGGUGUGGUGCAUCAGUGAGAGGGUGUGGUGUCUCAAAGAAGGAAGGCUCAAGGCUCAUCGUAUAUAUAUCAAACAGGUCCAUCUCGUGAGCGUCUUAUGCUCACGAAACCAACCAUCGCCCGAGCCACUUACUUGCCGAUACCUCACCUGUCUGUCUGCCUGUCUGUCUGUAUGUCUGUCCUUCGGAAAAAAGUAGCCACUAGAGAUAGAGAGAGAGAGAGAGAGAGAGAGACGGAAG